Acanthamoeba castellanii str. Neff is the source of this 1572-nucleotide messenger RNA. RefSeq names its product BTB/POZ domain containing protein. Gene Ontology annotation, molecular function: protein binding. The transcript is spliced from 8 exons. The record is from RefSeq and is a predicted model, not a curated record. NCBI's taxonomy places the organism in Eukaryota, Discosea, Longamoebia, Acanthamoebidae. The coding region runs from base 1 to 1572 and encodes 523 amino acids.
AUGGAGGCACCCCACGAGGAGGAGGCCAAGAAGGUCCCCCCCAAGGACACCAUGGAGGAGGAGCAAGAGGCGCAAGAAGCCGGCCAGCUGCUCAAAAUCGACGCCAAGGGUCGACCCUUUGAUGCGGCACUGUUUGGCGAGACGGUGGUCAAGGGCUUUGAGAAGAUGUACAACAACCCACUGCUGAGCGACAUCAGCCUGGUGGUGGGUCUGGAGAAGCUGCCGGCCCACCGCAUGGUCCUCUGCGCGUGGAGUGACACCUUUCGCUCCAUGCUCGAGAACAAGGACUGGGCCGAGUCCUCCCUGCACGACCUCCCCAUCCACCUCGACGACCCCGAGGACCAGCUCCACUUUAAGAACAUGCACGUGCUGCGCUACAUGUACACGGGCUCGAUCGACUUUGUCUCGGGCGACAACAUCAUCCCGCUCAUUCGCUUGUCGGACUACUACGGCAUCCUUUCCCUCAAGGAAAUUUGCGGCGACCUGUUGGGCGAGCAGAUCAACGAGGACAAUCUCUUCUUCCUCCUCGACAUCGUGGAGCAGUUCGAUUGCAGGCGCCUCAAUGCCCACUGCGGAGAGUUCCUCGCGGAGCACUUUGGCGACAUGUGGACCGAGCUCCCCGAGCGCCUGAUGGGCCUCAAGGUCGACACCUGGGCCGAGAUGCUCAAGAGCAACGAGCUCCACAUACGAUCGGAGGAGGAGCUCUACGAGGCCGUCAUCAGCUAUGCCAAUCAGUUUAAGGCGGAGCCCCAAAUGCGAGACAAGGCGCUCACCACGCUGCUCCCGCUCAUCCGCUUCCCGUAUCUUCGCCCUCGCUUCCUCGUGCAACAGGUGGAGACCGACAAGUCAGUCAUGCACCUCCCCAUCGUCCACAGCCUCCUCUACGAGGCCUACCGCUUCCGCAUGUACCCCGCGGCGCACACCACCUUCCGCACCGAGGCCCGCAGAGGCUUCCAACGGUUUGACAGGGACCACUGCUCGUCGGCGAUGCAGCUGAGCGACGACGAGCUGAAGGCCACGCUCUCCAAUUCCUCCGGCUGGAACAACGUGCGCUGCGUAUGUCCGUUGUCGCCCUCGUACAACUACGUCGAGUUCAAGGCGGACAACGGACCUAACAUGAUGAUCGGCAUCGUCGACGGUGAUUGCGGCCGUAAUGCCUACGCUGGCCAGUUCAGCAACGGGUGGACGUACUAUUCGCAGGGCGGGCUGUACCAUGCCGGCGGCACUCCGGCGACGGGCGCACGCUAUUCGCCAGGAGACACGAUCGGAGUGGAAGUGGAUUUUGCGUCGAGCGACGGCAAGAUCAACUUCUACCGCAACGGCCAGCUCUCGGUGAGCCUCACGGGCAUCCCCAAGGAGAGCACCAACCUCUACCCGGUGGUGUGCUGCAGCGCCAUGGGCGAUGCGGUCUCCAUCGUCGUGGGCGCCGUCUCUCCGGCCGACGAAAAGGCCGGCAAGAAGAGGUCCAGCUCAGCCGCCAAGAAAGCCCGCGCGGUCGCACCCGCGCCUGCUCACCCCGGCUACGAUGACCCACACCCAGAUGACCUGGCGACGGACGACGGCGACUUCUAA